GCUCUUAUUGUUAGAUCCGCAUUCUCCGACUGGUUCAACGAAAACGGAGAAACCACGUCCUCUUACGACUCUAGGGAAGACGGCAAGCGCAAACAGCGUCCUCAAGCUCUUCAAUGGAGCCUGGAGGACUAGAUGAUCCGCUUAUCAAACGGUUGACAAUGCAGGGGGAAAACAAAUUGAAUACCUACUCGAUUUAUUUAUUUAAUUUUUCAUAUUUUAUAUACAAAACCCAAUUGCUGUUUACUUUGAAGAUCACAAAGGCAUCCGUUGAUAGAGAGAGAAUCUGUAAGAAGAAUCCAUUAAUAUUUCCCAGCGUUUCUGUUUCUCCUAACAAAUAUCAAUGAAGCUUUGUUCAUUACCCUCUGCAUAUUUGCACGUCAUUCUACUUCUCUCUUUAACCAUACCGUGCUUACAACCGAUCACAACUGCUACUGCCGCUCCGACAAACGAGAGUGAUCGUUUAGCUCUGGUCAAACUCAAAGAAUUGAUAAACAGUGACCCUCUUAACAUUUUGAGCUCCUGGAGUGAGUCGCUCCACUUCUGCAACUGGUACGGAGUUUCUUGCGGCCAUAAGCAUCCAAGGGUCACCGCCUUGCUCCUACAAGGCCGUGCUUUGAGCGGAUCCAUAUCUCCUUACAUUGGCAACCUCAGCUUUCUUAGGAGGAUCGACUUCCAAGACAACUUUUUACAAGGAGAAAUUCCAAAAGAAGUAACUCUUUUGUCUCGACUGCAAUAUCUUUAUCUUAGGAAUAACUCGUUCACAGGGGAAAUUCCAAGAAACUUGACCAAUUGCCCAGAACUCAGAGUCAUGGAUUUGGAAGAGAAUAAACUAACAGGGAGCAUUCCUGUUGAGCUAGCUUCUUUGAGGAGGCUCGAGACGCUUAUAAUUCGCUUAAAUCAGUUGACAGGAGGCAUCCCACGUUCUCUGGGAAAUAUCUCUUCACUCCAACAACUCUCUAUCGCAGACAAUAAUUUCUGGGGAAAUAUUCCCGAUGAAAUUGGCCGUUUGCCGAGGUUGUCUCUCUUCAUAGUUGCAGCCAAUAAUCUGACCGGUACGAUCCCUUAUUCCCUAUACAAUAGAUCAACUUUGAGUAACAUCCAAACCGCACGUAACCGACUUACUGGCACACUUCCGGCCAAUAUAGGUCUCACCCUCCCAAAUCUCCAAAUUUUGUCCUUCUCUACAAAUAAUUUCUCAGGUCCAAUCCCAGUUUCACUAUCAAAUGCUUCUCGACUUGAAGUACUUAUCCUCUCCCGGAACAAUUUUGUGGGACAAGUUCCAGCUCAGUUUGGAAACCUCCUACAUCUCCAAGACCUUCGUGUUUCUGGAAAUAAUCUAGGAAGUAACUCUGCUAUGGAUUUGGAUUUCAUAACAUCUUUGGGAAACUGCACCAAACUGCAAUUUCUCUAUUUUGGUGAUAACAUUUUUGGAGGUAGUUUAGCCAACUCUAUAAGAAAUUUCUCGAUGCAACUCAUGGAACUGUAUAUGGCUGGAAAUCAGAUAUCAGGAAUUAUUCCUGCAGCAUUAGAUAAUCUCAUCAAUUUAUACAUCCUAGACAUGUCGCAAAACUUGUUCGAAGGCACCAUUCCUACUUUUUUUGGGAAGUUUCAAAAGCUGCAAGGAUUGCAUUUGGAUGGAAACAGAUUGUCAGGACAAAUACCGUCCUCUAUUGGCUACCUCACUGGAUUAGUCCAACUUAACUUAUCAAGAAACAAAUUGGAAGGAAGCAUUCCAUCGAGUCUUGCAGACUGCAAGAGCUUGGAGGAGUUGGAUAUUGCAGAAAAUAACCUUAGUGGAGCCAUACCCAAAGACAUUAUGUCUUCCCAGUUACUAGUACUCAACUUAUCACAGAACUCAUUAUCUGGCAUCCUGCCUGUGGAAAUAAGUAAUUCAAAAAACAUUUACGGAUUGGAUGUCUCUAAAAACAAACUUUCUGCUGAUAUUCCUAAUACUCUUGGAGAUUGCUUGAGCCUGGAGUAUCUUUACUUGCAGGGUAAUUCAUUUCUAGGAGCCUUACCUCAAUCUCUGACUUCUUUGAAAGGCCUUAAGUAUUUAGAUCUUUCACAAAACAAUUUUUCAGGACAAAUUCCUAAAGAUCUACAGAAACUACCAGUUUUGGUACAUUUGAAUCUUUCUUUCAAUAAUUUGGAGGGCGAGGUACCGACUGAAGGAAUCUUCCAUAGUGCAACGGCAAUAUCAUUGACAGGAAAUCAAAAGCUUUGUGGAGGUAUUCCUGAAUUGCAUCUGCAAGCAUGUGGCAUCAAAACUAAAAAGCAAGGAAAAUCCCAUGUUUUCAAAUUAACUCUCAAAAUUGUUACCGGGUCUUUAUGUUUCCUUCUGUUUUCAUCCUUGCUUUAUUAUCUUUAUCGGAGGAGAAAAUUAGAAAAGAAAUCAUCUUCUGUACCCUCAAAAACUGACCUGCUUUCAAAUGUUUCGUACAUGGAGCUUUAUCAGUUGACUGGCGGAUUCUCUCCCAGCAACUUAAUUGGAUCCGGUAGUUUCGGUUCUGUAUAUAAAGGAGUUCUUCAUCAUGAAGGGACGAUGGUUGCUGUCAAGGUCUUGAACCUUCAUCAAAAAGGAGCUUCUGAAAGUUUCUUGUCCGAAUGCAAUGUGCUAAGAAAUAUACGACAUCGGAACCUUGUUAAGGUUCUAACAUGUUGCUCCAGUGUAGACCACAAGGGUGAUGAAUUUAAAGCCCUUGUUUUCAAAUUCAUGUCAAAUGGAAGCUUAGAGAAGUGGCUGCAUCCAGAUACAGUCAGUGAAAAUCAAUCUAGAAACUUGAGCUUUCUUCAAAGACUAGACAUCGCAAUUGAUGUCGCUUUUGCACUGCAUUAUCUGCAUGACCACUGUGAAACACCAAUUAUUCAUUGUGACUUAAAGCCAAGCAAUGUUCUUCUUGACAAUGACAUGGUUGCUUAUAUUAGUGAUUUUGGUUCGGCAAGGCUUCUCUCUCCAAAAAAUGACCUUUCUCAAUACCAAACCGGCACAAUUGGAAUAAAGGGUUCUAUUGGCUACGCUGCUCCAGAGUACGGGAUGGGUGGUGAGGCAUCAACACAAGGAGAUGUCUAUAGCUAUGGCAUAUUUUUGUUGGAGAUGUUCACGGAAAAGAAACCCACACAUAAAAUGUUCUCAGACAGUUUCAACCUUCAUAACUUUGUUAAGAUGGCAUUGCCAGAAAGACUUGUAAAUGUUGUUGACCGAAAGCUUCUCCCCAGAGAAGGAAAUGAAAUAGCGGUUGCAACCAAAGAUGAUUAUAACUCCGACGACCAGGAUGACAUUGAUGUCGAGGCAAAAGGAGAAAGGUGCUAUAUUGGGAAUUUAAGCCAGAUGAAUGAUAAUGUGCACAAGUGCUUGCUUUCAGUUUUGGAGAUUGGCCUUUCUUGUUCAUUAGAAUCUCCUAAAGAAAGAACAAGCAUGGGGCAUGUCACCAACGAACUACAUCGGACCAAAAAUGCUUUUCUUGGUAUUGAGAUCGAUGGACGAGGAACGAGGUAAAUUGCCACAACACAUUUUAAUUUGGAAAUUUAGCCAAACACAACAGUGAUUGAAGAUGUUCAAUGCUAUAAAGCAGAUAAUUAUUUCAAACUGCAAGGACAAGACUUCUUCUGUAAUGUCACUUGUUAAGAGAAUUCUGUGCGUUUUUUAA
Molecule: messenger RNA, 3647 nt
Organism: Carya illinoinensis
Lineage: Eukaryota; Viridiplantae; Streptophyta; Magnoliopsida; Fagales; Juglandaceae
Product: probable LRR receptor-like serine/threonine-protein kinase At3g47570
Exons: 2
Coding region: 341-3496 (1051 amino acids)
Biological process (GO): protein phosphorylation
Molecular function (GO): protein binding; ATP binding; protein kinase activity
Source: RefSeq, a predicted model, not a curated record